Molecule: messenger RNA, 3166 nt
Organism: Dermacentor albipictus
Lineage: Eukaryota; Metazoa; Arthropoda; Arachnida; Ixodida; Ixodidae
Biological process (GO): protein processing
Cellular component (GO): plasma membrane
Molecular function (GO): metalloendopeptidase activity
Source: RefSeq, a predicted model, not a curated record
GCGAUCAAAAUUCUCAUGGUGGAGGUGUUCUUAUUCUAGUACCGUUCGACAUCAUGAAAGGCACAGCGAAUGGCCAGGAAAGCAGGAUUUUGGGGAAGUCUAAGGCGUCGAAACGUGCAUCUAAUGCAGCUUUCGCCAGCAAGGAGCAGCUGACUUCGGCGACGUCGAAGACAAGAAGGGAGAGUGCGGCGAAGGCCUCAAAGCGAGCGUCGUUGGUUGCCGAUCUUGCUACGGAAGGGAGUCGCCGUUUCUCGAAGGAUCGUUCAAAGAUGUCCGUGAAGAAGCCGCGCAUGGAAGGCAAGUCCGGGCCGCCGACUGAAAUGACGAAGAAAAGUGGCGGCGAGAAAAAGAGCGACGCAUCCAUUGCCAAGAGGCCUGCGGGCAAAGCCACAGCAGGCGCCGGCAUUGGCUUGCGGUCCGCCACGUCCAAGAUGAACGUCUCUUCCAAACCCAAGAGCGGGUCCGCUGUUUCGAAGGGCGACGUCGCCAAGCGAGACAUCAGCGGCGAGGCGGGGGGUUCGAGACCCAACGCUGACGUCACAGCCUCCUCCAUGGGCGGCAAGCCCAAGGGAGUCGCCGGCGCUUCGUCAGACAAGGGGGACAAGGAUAAAGCCAAACCCCGCAAGAAAAGCCACCAGCUCCACGAGAGGCGCAAGACCUUGGUCGUCGCCGCCAUGUCCAAAAUGAUCGGCAUGAGGAGAAACCGCCCGGGUAAAAAGCGUGACAGUGAUUCGGAGGAGAGCCUGAGCAGCAAGGAGCAGCUGUCGCUGUUCGUGGUGGCCAUGCUGGCCGCCUUCUUCUUCUGCUUCCUCGUCGCCCUGCUCUUCUACUACUUCUUCACCGGCGGCAACAUACCAGAAGUCGUCGUCGCCUGCGUCUCCGAUGAGUGCAAGGAGGCCAUGAAAUUCCUGGUUGGGCACUUGAACGACGCUAAGAAGCCGUGCGUCGACUUCUACGGGCACGUGUGCGACUCCUGGCAUGGCAAGGACUCCAGCUUCCAGGACGACGUGGCCCGCGCGGCGCUGAUCUUUUUCAACCGGUCGCUGUUCAGCACGAUCAAAGUGAAGCACGAGAACGACAUUCGCCACGGCUUGCACAUCAUGCAACCAGUUUACAGGCGAGCACCACCGCCACUGUCAGGUGGCGCCAAGAGUAACUGCACGAAACGGUCCUGCUAUCGUUACAUGUCGGUGCCGGUGAACCUGAAGGAUGCGAUGAAGGAAACUCACGAGCUGCUCGACCUCAGCAACCUGGUCAAGGCCCCCUCUUUCUUUGAUGUGGUGCGCUUCCUGGUGCGGCAGUCGAUGCAGAUUGGAGUGAACACCCUGUUCCGCAGCAUAUUCGUGUACGAGCUGGGACGCAAGACGCUUUUUUUGGCACGCGGGUCCUCACUGCGCGAUAAGUUCAACACGCCGUUCAAUAGCGGUGCAGGACGUCACUACUUCGAGGUUACGCUCCAGGCGUGGCUGGACCUGGACAACGUGAACAGGCAGCUGAGCCUUCUGAUAACCGUGGACGACGAGGUGCACCGACUGCUGACGGGACGUGUGCCGCCCGAAGAGCAGGUAUCGCUGCGAGAUUUCGUCCUCGACAUGCUGCCCAACGUGUCCGCCGAGCAGUGGGUGCAGGCCGUGAAGGAGUCUCAUCGCCAGGACGUCUUGCUUGAGGCGACAGACGACAUACUCGUCCAGGGAGGCCGCGACUUCAAGGCGGCCUUUCAGAGGUUGGCGUCGCGCGGCCUGCAGAACACUACCUUCUACCUGGCCACCAGCCUGGUUGCGGGCGUGGCCGGCAUGCUGUCCCAGCGCGACGAACUCGCCAAGAGCGAGGUGGCCAAGGCGCACCACUGCCUCCAGUUCACGCACAAGUGCCUGACGCUCACGUGGGCCUACCUGGCCUCGCAGUACGCGUCGACGCCCAGCAGCGUCAGCGUGCUCGACGCCAUGCUCGCCGGCAUCCGGGGGGUCGUCACCGAGAAGCCGGACACGUUCACGUGGAUGGAGAAAGUGGCCCGAAACAAGACCGCGGACAAGCUCCACCGGACGACGCUGCGCGUGAUCGCGGGCAGCGGCUUCAACGUGUCGCGCAUCAACUACCCGGAGGAGCUGCCGCCGUUCGCCGCGGACGACAGCUUCCUCAAGGUGCUGGUGGUCGCCCUGCGGCUCCAGUACACCGUCAUGAGCGCGAGCCCACCCACGCGCCUCGAGAUGCUCCUCUCGGACCUCGAGUUCGGCGCCACCGUGAAGUACGUCCCGGAGAAGCAGUACAUCGUCCUGCCCACGCUGUACCAGGGCAUUGACGUCCCCAAACAAGCGCAGGCGCGUCGCGUGCAGAGACGGCCGUACCUGUACGGCGAUAGCGUGCCGGAGUACUUCAACUACGGCACCGUGGGCGCGCUGAUCAGCCAGAGGCUGGUCGAGGCCGCCGGCGUCAGCGUCGCGAACUCGCGUCAAGCCGCGUGGGACGGGACCACGCGGAGCCAGUACGCCGACGCGAUCGCCUGCCUCGUGGACCGGCGCAAGCGGAUGGGCUUCGGCGACCCCGGCAAGGAGGCCACCGCCGAGCAGCAGACGCAGCUGCUGGCCCUGUCCAUCAGCGUCCGACUCGCCUAUUUGGGCCUCGCGAAGAUCUUUCGCAUACGGUCCGGCGCGUUCAAGGUGUUCACCGCCUACUGGCCCGAGGCGCAGCGGGUGUUCUUCGCGCGCUACUGCCUGCUCUGGUGCAGCGGUCGCGCCUCGGAUGGCGACCCUCUCACGCCGAGAGAAAAGUGCAUGAUCCCGCUGCGCAACAUGCAGGAGUUCGCCGACCUCUACCACUGCGACUUCAACGCCACCAGCAGCGGCGGCCCGCUGUGCAAGAUCUAGGCACUUUGUUCGGGAGCACAAAACACUCGCAAUGUGCUACGCAGAACGCCUAUAGUGACACGACAUUUUAACGCAAUUGCUCAUUUUUUGUGUGUGUUUUGGUGCAGCGCACUUCGAUGAUGGAAGGUGAAAUGAUAAAAUCUAUUGGCGACAUUAAGCCAAUCGAGGACCGAGAGAGCAGCACGCGCGCUCUAAGAACUGUCAGUUACAUUUAGAUUUACAGUUAUCUGCCCCGUUGUUUCUUUUUAUUAAUAAUAGGUACGUUUAUGGAUACCGCGCUUCAACAUGCCGUUUUCCAAAUA